Tarenaya hassleriana is the source of this 2967-nucleotide messenger RNA. RefSeq names its product phosphoinositide phosphatase SAC1. Gene Ontology annotation, biological process: phosphatidylinositol dephosphorylation. Gene Ontology annotation, cellular component: intracellular membrane-bounded organelle. Bases 22 to 2757 code for a protein of 911 amino acids. The transcript is spliced from 16 exons. NCBI's taxonomy places the organism in Eukaryota, Viridiplantae, Streptophyta, Magnoliopsida, Brassicales, Cleomaceae. The record is from RefSeq and is a predicted model, not a curated record. Gene Ontology annotation, molecular function: phosphatidylinositol-3,5-bisphosphate 5-phosphatase activity.
CGGGGAAUCCUUCGGUCGGAAAUGGCGAAAUCGGACAUCUCCACGACUUCAAGCCUGCCCCCUUACGCUAAGAUUCAACCGUUCAACGAUGCGGAUGUCGAUCCCGAUUCCUACGCUCUCGAGAAAUUCAAGCUCUACGAGACCAGAGCGAGGUUUUAUCUGGUCGGGAGUGAUAGGAAUAAACGAUUCUUCAGGGUGCUUAAGAUUGAUCGUUCAGAGCCGGCUGAUCUUAACAUAAGUGAAGAUCCAGUAGUAUAUUCGCCUCAGGAAAUCAAGAAUUUGCUUCAGCGUAUUGCCGAAGGAAAUCGUGCCACUGGGGGCUUGGCGUUCGUAGCCAAAGUGUAUGGAAUUGCUGGUUGCACUAAGUUUCUGGAGUCGUAUUACUUGAUUCUGGUGACAAGAAGGCGACAGAUUGGGUGCAUAUGUGGUCAUGCAAUAUAUGCUAUCGAUGAAAGUCAAAUGAUCACCAUCCCCCAUGUGUCUGUUCAAUCUGAUGUUGCGGCUUCUAAAACUGAGCUUAGGUACAAGAAGCUUCUGUCAAGUGUAGACUUAACAAAAGAUUUCUUCUAUAGUUAUACUUAUCCUAUAAUGCAGAGCUUGCAAAAAAACGUGUUGUCAUCUGGUGAGGAAGGAAUGCCCUAUGAUAACAUAUUCGUCUGGAAUGCAUAUUUGACACAACCUAUUCGAUCGAGGUGCAGCAACUCUAUUUGGACAAUAGCAUUAGUUCAUGGGCAUUUUAAGCAGAUCAGACUGUCGAUAUUUGGAAGGGACUUCAGCGUUACUUUGGUUUCCAGACGUUCUCGACAUUUUGCAGGCACCCGUUACUUGAAAAGAGGAGUGAAUGAUCGAGGAAGGGUUGCAAAUGAUGUUGAAACGGAACAAAUAGUUCUUGAUGAAGAAGCUGGCUCAUGCAAGGGGAAAAUGAGCUCUGUUGUGCAGAUGCGAGGAUCAAUUCCACUCUUCUGGUCCCAAGAGGCCUCACGAUUUAGUCCUAAACCUGAUAUUUUCUUACAGAGGUAUGAUCCGACGUACGAGUCAACCAAACUGCACUUCGAAGAUCUGGUGAAGCGAUAUGGGAAUCCGAUCAUUGUGCUUAAUUUAAUUAAGACAGUAGAGAAAAGACCUCGGGAAAUGAUGUUAAGACGUGAAUUUACUAAUGCAGUGGGGUACUUAAAUUCAAUUCUUCCUGAAGAAAAGCAUCUCAAGUUUAUCCAUUGGGAUUUCCACAAGUUUGCGAAGAGCAAGUCAGCAAACGUGUUGGCUGUUUUGGGCGCUGUAGCAAGUGAAGCACUUGAUUUGACUGGAUUUUACUACAGUGGCAAGCCUAAGAUUGUUAAGAAGAGGGCUUACCGGCUUAGUCAUUCAAAUACUGGAAGGGAACCUUCUCUUCGUGAUCUGAGAGCUUGCUCUGGGGAACUUUCAAGGGGUGGAAGUAUAAAUGAGAAUCUGAGCUCCUUUGCUAAUCGAGAUAAGGAUGUGAACCUUAGCCAAGAGACCAAAAAAGACGAUGAAAAUUUUGAUUCGGCUCCUCGUUACCAAAGUGGUGUUCUGCGCACUAAUUGUAUAGACUGUUUGGAUCGCACAAAUGUAGCACAAUAUGCUUAUGGUUUGGCAGCUUUAGGCCGGCAGCUGCAGGCAAUGGGUUUGACCGAUUCAUCUAAGAUUGACCCUGACAGUAGCCUAGCUGCUGCUCUUAUGGACAUGUACCAGAGCAUGGGUGAUGCUCUUGCCCAACAGUAUGGGGGCUCAGCUGCUCAUAACACUGUUUUCCCAGAAAGGCAGGGAAAGUGGAAGGCCACAACGCAGUCUAGGGAAUUUCUCAAGUCAAUCAAACGAUACUACAGCAAUACCUACACUGAUGGCGAGAAGCAAGAUGCAAUAAACCUAUUCUUGGGCUACUUUCAACCUCAGGAAGGGAAGCCUGCACUCUGGGAGUUGGAUUCUGAUUACUAUCUCCAUGUGUCAGGGAUCGGAGAUGAGAUAUUCCCAGAAAAGGGAGUGCAGCACAGUGAGAAACCUGUGAGCAGCAUUGGAGCCAAUCUAGCCCCUGUCCCGGCUUGCAGGGAAGACUUCUCAAGGAUGAAGCUGACAUCAUUUGACAAAUUGCUAGAGCAGACAUGUAGCUCAAUAAAGAACGUGAGGCUUUGCAGUGAACCAGACCAGAGGCCAGGUGGUAGCUCUGGAAGUUCCAGUGUGGCUCCUGAUGCAGCGGAAAUUCAGCUAAAGAGCCCCAAUUGGUUGUUUGGUCAGAGAAAGCCGGAAGAAAGCAGCUCUGCUGCAAAAGCUAGCAUAGAAGAGAGUGAGAGUGGAGGAGUUCUGAGUGAGAGAGUGGAUGAUUUCUGCAACUUGAACUGGCUUUCUGAGUCCAAUGAUCAUGAAGAAGAUAUAUACCAGAGGUACAUGUGGAUAACAUCAAGCAAAGAAGCAAACGGAUGGUAUGGAGGAACACUCAUGGGGGACCAAGAUGAGAACAGUGAGGUGUACAGACACUAUGCUGAGCUCUGUCAUCAGGGAGAGGGAAUGGAGCCGUUUGAGAAGGAUAACGAGAGAGAGAAGCACUACGAAGAGGUGGUGGGGAUGGAGGAGGAAGGGGAAGGUGAGGCAGAAAAGGAGAUGGGAGAGAUAAUGAAAGAGUAUGAAAAGAUAGGGAAGGAUAUGGGCAUCAUUCCCUCCCAAUGCAAAUCCUUUGCCAUUGACCCUUGUUGGCUCUCCCGCUGGCUCGUCCUUGACGACACUCUCCCCCCCAAGUUUCUCUAAACCCCCUCCUCUCUCCUCUUCUAUUCUAUAUAUCUAUUUAUGUAUAAUUGUGUUGGUUGGUUUGCAACUUGGCGGUGUGAUUGAUGUGGUAUGUGACUGCCAAGUUUUUGUUUAUAACCUGGAAUUUUAACCAAUUAAUACCUAUUCAUUGGCAGUGUGUACGUACGGACUGAUAAAUAGAUGUUAAAAUUGGGUCAAUUUAAUUAUGAA